This is a messenger RNA of Acinonyx jubatus (cheetah), 3392 nucleotides long. It is a transcript of the gene SECISBP2, whose product is annotated as SECIS binding protein 2. The transcript is spliced from 17 exons. Gene Ontology annotation, cellular component: ribonucleoprotein complex. Bases 123 to 2648 code for a protein of 841 amino acids. NCBI's taxonomy places the organism in Eukaryota, Metazoa, Chordata, Mammalia, Carnivora, Felidae. The record is from RefSeq and is a predicted model, not a curated record. Gene Ontology annotation, molecular function: ribonucleoprotein complex binding; mRNA 3'-UTR binding; selenocysteine insertion sequence binding. Gene Ontology annotation, biological process: selenocysteine incorporation.
GCGCUUCCCGGCGUCCUCUCCGAAGGCGGAAAAGCGGGGAGGAGGAGCGCAGCGCGUCCGUGUCACCUGCCGACGGGGCUGCUGCUGGCCUCGAGGGCAGGGUCUCCCCCGAGCCGUGCGCCAUGGCGUCGGAGGGGCCGCGGGAGCCCGCGGGCGAGGGCAUCAAGUUGUCAGCAGAUGUCAAACCGUUUGUCCCCAAAUUUGCUGGGCUCAAUGUGGUGUGGUCAGAGUCUUCGGAAGCUCGUGUGUUCCCUCGCUGUGCAGCCCCGUAUUAUCCGUGUGCUCAGGAGCUGCCGGGGCCUGAGCAGAAACUCUACACUGAAGAUGUGGCCUUUGGAGCUUCAGCUUUUCCACCUCAGUAUCUGUCCUCUGAGCUCGCUGUCCAUCCGUGCGGCUACUCUCCUUACCCCGUGGAGUCUACACCGCGCGUGUGCCCGGUGCCCGGCGCCCCGUAUGCUUACGGCCACCCCGGCUGUUACCGAGCAUUUCAGACCCCGAAGCCACGGAGCGAGCAGGUGUGCGCUCUCUGUCAAGGCACAAGAGCUGUGUUUAAGAAAAAAAUGUAUGAUGAACAAAAGUUUGAUAGCAAGAAGGCUGACGGAUCUCUGCCAUCUGAUCUAAAAUCAGAUGGUUAUCACAGACGAACGGACAGGAAAUCCAGAAUCAUCGAGAAAAGUGCAUCUGCCUCCAAACCAGGGUUUGAAUUUACCAGGAUGGAUUUUCCUGAACUGCAGGGUCCAGAGAACAGGGAGAUCGCAGAGACACGGAAGCAGCCCCGGUGGGGGCCUCUGCGCUCCGCCUCAGCUGACCUCUCUCUCCUGGGAGAGGUGGGGGAACCCGCCGCAGCCGCGGGGACAGCAGAGAUUUUAAGAACGGCAAGGGACGCCGUAUUUAGAAAUGAAGCGAUUGCUUUCACUUUGCAACAGCAGGAAAAUGCCGGUUUGCCUUUUAGGGUGAAGGAGCGGCGAGAAGCCCGAGCGCGGCCGAGUCCGUGGCCGCCGGCGCCGCAGCCGGGCCCUCCUCGUGCGCCAGAGACAUUAUCUACAGAACGGCCACCGGCCCCUAAAAACGUUACUUCCAUGAUAAACCUAAAGACGGUUGCUUCAUCAGCAGACCCCAAAAGCGCUAGUAUGUCACCCUCUGAAGUUUUCUCUGCGGACCCUUCCUGCAAAGAGAAACACGUCCACCCUACUAAAAAGUCCAAAGCGUCACAAGGUGGCGAUCCUGAGCAAAAUGAAGCCUCAAGAAAGCAUAAGAAAAAGAAAGAAAAGUCUAAAUCGAAAUACGAAGUUUUGACCAUUCAAGAGCCGCCAAGGAUUGAAGACGCCGAGGACUUUCCCAGCCUGGCUGCCGCGUCUGAGCGCAGGGACCGAGGGGCAUCUCCACGACUUCAGUCCAGACAGCAGCCACAGAAUAAUUUUAAAAACAGUGGAAAGAAGAGCCAGGUUCCAGUACAGCUGGAUUUGGGGGGGAUGCUGGCAGCCUUGGAAAAGAAGCAGCACGCCCAGAGCACAAGAGCGUCCUCCAAGCCGGUGGUGUUCUCGGUUGGGGCGGUGCCGGUUCUCUCCAGAGACCCCGCGUCAGGGAAGAAGGGCCACUUCAGCCAGGUGAAGACCCCACACAACCCCUUGGACUCCAGCGCCCCGCUGAUGAAGAAGGGGAAGCAGAGGGAGGUCCCCAAGGCCAAGAAGCCGACGUCAUUGAAGAAGAUUAUUUUGAAAGAACGGCAGGAGAGAAAGCAGCAGCGUCUCCAAGAAAACGCCGUGAGCCCGGCUCCUGCCAGUGACGCCGCGCUGGACGGAGAGAGUGGUGGCGACGAGGCCCUGGAACAAGCCGAGCCCUCAGAGGGGACGGAGGAGUCGGCGGCCCCCACUCCCACGGGGCAACGCAAGUCAGAAGAGCCGCCGGGAACCGAGCCCCAGAAGGAGGCGGACGGCCUCUGCCUGGUCCCCGACGGCGCUGGCUGCCCCAGGAUCCACAGCCGGAGAUUCCGGGAUUACUGCAGCCAGAUGCUGAGCAAGGAGGUGGACGCCUGCGUCACGGACCUGCUCAGAGAGCUGGUGCGCUUCCAAGACCGGAUGUACCAGAAGGAUCCGGUCAAGGCCAAGACCAAGCGCCGGCUGGUGCUGGGGCUGAGGGAGGUGCUCAAGCACCUGAAGCUCAGGAAGCUGAAGUGCAUCAUCAUCUCCCCCAACUGUGAGAAGAUUCAGUCGAAAGGCGGGCUGGACGAUACCCUGCACGCCAUCAUCGGUUACGCCUGCGAGCAGAACAUCCCUUUCGUGUUCGCUCUCAACCGCAAGGCUCUGGGGCGCAGUUUGAACAAGGCCGUCCCUGUCAGCGUGGUGGGCAUCUUCAGCUACGACGGGGCCCAGGACCAGUUCCACAGGAUGGUGGAGCUGACGAUGGCCGCCCGGCAGGCGUACAAGACCAUGCUGGAGAACGCACGCCAGGAGCUGGCGGGGGAGCCUGGGCCCCCCGCCCCGGGCAGCCCGCCCCCGCAGGGCCCCCCUGCUCCUGCUGCCGGGAGAGAGGAGCCGCGCUACAUGGAAAUCUGGAGAGAACACCUAGAAGCCUACAGUCGGGGUGCCCUGGAGCUGGAGGACUCUCUGGAGGCUUCAACCUCGCAAAUGAUGAACCUGAACUUAUAGGAAGACUCCUCGGGGUGUGUUGUGUAUUUGGGGUGAGGAAGGGGGGUGUGGAAGACUCUGGGGCCUUCUUCACAGUUCUUCUUGGCCUCGUGUAUUCUGUGUGGCUGUUCGAUUGGGAGGCGAAUCCGAGAUGUGCAUCCCGGGGACGGGCGUUCGGGUGUGCUGGCGGGAACCUUUCCAAAAAUUCCGAAGUCGUGGCUUUGGGUCUCUGAGCACGCGGAGUCUGGAAAGGACUGGAACGUGUGUGCUGCUCGGAGUUCUUUGCCGUGAAGGAACCUCCUCCGAUGUGGCAGAGCUGAGCCACGUUCGUUUGUGGAAGGAGCCGCGGGGUCACGGCCGGGCCGCUGCUCUUGGCUGCCGACCCAGCAGGGCCGCAAAGCAGUAGCCGGGCGGGGCGGGGCCGCUUUUGAGGCAGGGGACUUGCUACUUGCUGGGGACCUGGCUUUCUGGCUGGAAGAUGUGGGGAUACUUGGAGGAUUUGCUAAAAUGAGCCUCAGAGGGAAAAUUACUUCUUUAAUCUGUGACCUCUUGAUACGGAUUAUUCCUUUUUGUCUUUAUUUUUCAAAGAAGUGAUGUAUAUUGAAGUUCCUAAAUUUCAGUUUUGAUAAUCUACAAAUCCUUUCUUUCUCUCGUAAACGAACAUAUUGUGGCCGUGGUUUCUGUCUGGGAGGCCAGCAGGAUGUUGCCCGCGUGCUCUCCUGUAGGAGGGCGUAUUUAUUUGGAAUAAAGAGCGAUGAUUUGAGA